AUGGCGAGCAUCGACCGUUAUCCCCCUUCGGCUCCCCGAACCCCCGGUCCCCAUAAUAUAAGCCAAUGGUUCUUUACGUCUGAAGAGGUUCUGAGCACGCCUUCUGUCUUGGAUGGAAUCCCGCCUGCCGAGGAGAGGCUCCGCCGGGCCAAGGGCGUCAACUUCAUCUAUCAAGCUGGCGUCUUGCUUGAUCUGCCUCAGAUCACCUUGUGGGUUGCAAGCGUAUUUUUCCAUCGCUUUUACAUGCGCUACAGCAUGGUGGAGGAGAAAAGCGGCAUACAUCACUACAAUAUCGCCGCAACUGCCCUGUUCUUAGCCAACAAAACCGAAGAAAACUGCCGGAAGACGAAGGAUAUUAUCAUUGCUGUUGCCCGUGUCGCGCAGAAGAACUCGCGUCUCAUUAUCGAUGAGCAAAGUAAGGAGUACUGGCGCUGGAGAGACAGUAUCCUCAUGUACGAGGAGCUUAUGCUGGAGCUUCUUACGUUUGAUCUCAUGGUCGACAACCCUUAUCAGCGUCUCUUCGAAGUUCUCGGCCAGCUCGACCUAGCGCAUAACAAGACCCUCCGGCAGUCCGCCUGGACGUUUUGCAAUGAUGCUGCCAUCUUCUUCGCGAGCGCCCACACCCGGCAGCAGAUCGACGACGUCAAUGGAGAGCCGUGGUGGCGCUUCCUUAACGGGGACGAGAGCCGAUGUGUCAGCGCCAUAAAGGUCAUGCGGCAAUUUUACACGGAGAACCCGCUGAAGAAACAAAAUCCUUCACUUCCAUCUCCCGCAUUCCUCCUCGAAAAUACUAGGAGGAGAGACGAGAUUCCUCCCAGCCAGACACCGCCGCCGUCAGCAACCCCCAUGGGGGAUCGAUACACGCAAAGCCCUAGGCCUCACGCGAAUGGCGGCGCUGGGGCUACUUCCGAGUCGAGCCAGCAGGUUACGACACACCGGUUCAACGGCAAUGAUUCGCCCACCUCCACUAAGAGAAAGGGGUCAGACUCGGAUGGAGAAUCCGAGGGCCGGGCCUCGAAGCGGCCGAGGUCAUCUGAGGACGAGGAGGGCGAAGUCCCCGAAUCGUAA
This is a messenger RNA of Parascedosporium putredinis, 1068 nucleotides long. The record is from the annotation of a GenBank genome assembly. NCBI's taxonomy places the organism in Eukaryota, Fungi, Ascomycota, Sordariomycetes, Microascales, Microascaceae.